Colletotrichum karsti is the source of this 3036-nucleotide messenger RNA. RefSeq lists its product as uncharacterized. The record is from RefSeq and is a predicted model, not a curated record. Bases 1 to 3036 code for a protein of 1011 amino acids. Lineage: Eukaryota; Fungi; Ascomycota; Sordariomycetes; Glomerellales; Glomerellaceae. The transcript has a single exon.
AUGCGUCGCCCUUCGGUAGACCUCACCGAUGCGUCGCGCAAUCUCGAAGAAUCAGUCGGCUCUCCAUCGUCAGAUUUCGACGCCGGCGAUGUCGACCUUUCCAUGCCACCGAAUUCCGACGAGGAAAUAGACGACGACGGUGACGGCCGCAUCUUCACCCCGCCUCCGCACAUUGCGGCGCGGUUUUACAGGCCGUCUCAGGCUCGUCGCAAGGACUCAGCUGCCUCGUCCCGCCGCAAUUCCAUCUCAUCCGCCCACUCCCGCUGCUCGUCCACCCAGACUUUUUCCCGCCACGGCGCUCCCCAGAGCAAGCAUGUCGCACAGCACCUCCGGCGCACGUCCUUCCUCGAGGACCGAAAAGCGCGCCUCGCGGACCGAGCUGCCCAUGCAGAAAAGGUUCGUCUGAGGGCUGCCGCCAUGGCCAAGGCCAGCCACCGAGAUGCCUCGCUGUCCGAGGAGCGCGCCAUCGCUGCCCAACAAGCACGCGAGCGGAACCUGGCUGAGAUCGUGGCAUCUUGUGCCGAGGAGGUCAAGAGGGCCAAGGCUGUUGCCGAGACCAUGAAGGAGAAGAGGGAGCAGGAGCUGGUCAAGUUGCGCGUGCAGAUGGAAGAGCGCCUAGCCGAGGCUGAGAGGAGGAGAGAAGAGCUCAAGAAUCGAAACACCAAGAGAGUGCGAGGUCAGAGUUUAGUGGCUCGGAAACCCGCCGAAUCCCUUCCCAAGCUCACGGAGAAGGAUACUCCGGCGUUGAGUGAGGCUGCCGCUGCUGCAAGGCUGCAGUGGUGGUGGAGGCGCAUCCUGAGGAAGAGGGCAGUUACCGAGUUCUCCGAGUUGGGUCUUACCAUCGACGGCGUACGAGACACAUCCUUUGACAAAGUCCUGGAACUUUUGGCACAAGAACAGGUGGUUGUUGGUACCGCCCGCAUCCUCCGAAUCUGCGGUCUGCAGGAGGGCGAUCCGAAAUCCGUCGACGAGAUGGCUGCUGUGCGAACUUUCCUCAGCGCCUUUCUCAUCCUGGGCCAUCCCACGCAGGUUCUUAGCAACAAGGACGGCACGGGGGAAACGGAACAGGUUGGAUUGCUGCAGCCUCAACCGAUACCCCGUGAUGACCUUGCUAACCCGCAGCUGCAGGACCUCGUGACCAAGGCCCGAGAUCUUUUGAUUUCUUUCGAGAACAUCAUGUCGCGAUUGACAGCCGCGAACAACUACACCCCUCCUCCGAGCUUGCGAAGCGCACUGCCCGAGAUCUAUGCCACCUUCUACAACGCCUUCCUCGCCUGGAAGUCGCGCGACUCGGAGUCACUUGUACAAGUAAUGCUCAUGCAGUUUGUUGAGUUGGACUCGAUCUUGCAAACAGUUCAGGACAACACAGAUGUCGUCGCUGCCGAGCAAUAUCGAGAAAGUAUUAAGAGCAACCAGAUCCAGCUCAUUGUUAGGAUCAAAAAGCUCGCUGGCCAGGAGAAGGGCAAGAAGCUAAUUGCCGAUGCCGUUCGCAAAGCACGUAAGGCGCGUGCGGCCAAGAAACCAACUGGAGAUAUGAAGCCUCGCGUCGCCGACAAUGCUCCCGGAGAAGCGUCUGCCACAGCCGAGAGUCUUGUAUCGCCGCCAGAAUCACAAACGUUGACGCCGCCGCCGACCCCGGCUAAGGGCCAUGUCAAGCCGCAGCCCAUCGAGAUGAAGCCAGGCUUCAGUGGUUUGCUGCCAGACAACCGUAUCGUGGUCCACGAGCUUGCCAUCAACCGGGAAUACCGAAUUCCUGCCAGCGAAUUCCGGGAACACCGUAUGUCGCAGCAGAUCCCUCUAUUCGCUACGAUGCGAUUCAACUUGGCGCAAGACAAUCUGGAUGCCAGCUUUGAAAUCUUUGUCAUCAUGAUGACAUACUUCAAGGACAACCUCCAAAGGCUGGUGAAGCCCGGCGCCUACAUGCACAACACGAUUGGAGAGAUACUUGACGUGGAGGUAGCCAAGCGCCAGUUCCAGAUGGGAAGUUUUUCGUACGAGAAGUUCUUCGCCUCCAUGGCAUCCCUCCUGCCGAAACUGUGUGCGCCAUGCCGUGAUGACGAGGCCAAGGAUCUGGUCACCAACAAGCUUCACCAAGGAAGCUUGGUCGAUCGCGUCGAGGCACUUACAGAGUUUGUCGACCUGAUGCUUUGUGAUUACGUUAAUUACAUCUUUUCCACGGCGGCUCCACAGCUGAUCGAAUCUGCCCCCGAGUAUGAAAAGAAGCGGUUUAGCGCCGCGCUGCAAGCUGGCGAACACACCUUGGAGGCGGCAGAGGCAGUGUGGCGAUCAGCUCGUUCCAAGGUGGUGGCCGAGGUGCGCAAGCGAGACCCUGAAGGCAUCAAUCACCCCAAGUCUCGCCCUACGGACGACAAAUACUACGCGCAGAUGCUUGUUGACUGCUUCACCCAGCCGGCGCCAAUUUCGAAGGAGAAGGUACCCGAGAUGUUGCUCCUUGACUACAAGCGGAUGUCGCGGUUGUCACUCGCCUCGCAACGAAUCGUCACCACGGGGGCGAUCUUGCUGCAGUGCAAGAAUCUCCUUAAGCGUGACGUUCGUACACCAUGGAAGACGGAGGCAACGCGAAUUAUGACGGUGCUCGACACGGAUCACGACAACAUUGAUUCUACGGUACAGGGAGUCAUGGCGGCUCUCGAAGGUGGACGAUCAAUGCCGGCGGCGACCAAGACACACCUCAGGGCUCUGGUUGCCAAGGUGCUCAAUGCCAGCCAAGACUCGAUCAAGAAGGGCGUGGAGCCCACGGAGCCAGUACUCCGUCUUCUCCUCGCCCGUCUCCGUGGCCACCUCAAUACUAGACUUGCGGCUGGUUCAGCUAAAGAAAAGGUCAACGCGGCUACGACUGCGCAGGAGAAACUUGCCGGGCUGGGUUUGGCCGAAUUCGCAGUACAAGUUAGGGAGAUGCUCGACGAAAUAUCCAAGGUUGGGGCUGUAGACAGGGCGGCCCACGGAUCGUGGUGGAACGAAGUAGCGGCCAAGGUUGCUGCGGAAGCUGAAGCGGCCAGCAGUUCCUCUUCCUGA